CAAAACGGCAACAACAGCGGCGGAUCUGCAGCAGGAGCAGCAGCGGUUUACCAGCAGCAUAUCACCACCAUCGGCAGCAUGCAGGAGUCCAACACCUGCUGGAGAUGUCAGAGUGAAACAGGUAAACGGAAAGCGCUGAAGUUGAACUUCGCCAACCCCCCAAUCAAACCUACAACUCGGUUCACACUGAACACAGCGGGACCACCUUUCCAAAACCCCCACAUAUGUCUGGUGUCAUUUGACUUUCAGAGAAUUCGCUCAACAGUAGACGAAAAAGAGCAGAAGCAGCUGCUUAUGGACUUGGAUGUCGUGAUGAGAAGUAGUGACUGUCCUUACAUUGUGCAGUUUUAUGGCGCUCUGUUUCGAGAGGGUGAUUGUUGGAUUUGUAUGGAACUCAUGGCUACCUCGUUAGACAAAUUUUACAAGUUUGUAUAUUGCUCAUUAGAUGAUGUGAUUCCAGAAGAAAUACUAGGAAAAAUAACAUUAGCUACUGUGAAAGCACUAAACCACUUAAAAGAAAACUUGAAAAUAAUACACAGAGACAUCAAACCCUCAAAUAUCCUCCUGGACAGGAAUGGAAACAUAAAGUUGUGUGACUUUGGAAUCAGCGGUCAGCUCGUGGACUCCAUUGCUAAAACCAGAGAUGCUGGUUGCAGACCAUACAUGGCUCCUGAGAGAAUAGACCCCAGCGCAUCCAGACAAGGAUACGAUGUCCGCUCUGAUGUUUGGAGUUUAGGAAUCACAUUGUAUGAGUUGGCCACAGGACGGUUUCCUUAUCCAAAGUGGAACAGCGUGUUUGACCAGUUAACUCAGGUGGUGAGAGGAGAUCCACCACAGCUGAGUAACUCAGAAGAGAGACGCUUUUCCCCCAAAUUCAUCGCCUUUGUCAACGUGUGCCUUACAAAGGACGAGUCCAAAAGGCCAAAGUACAAAGAGCUACUGAGGGACCCUUUUAUUCAGAUGUAUGAGGAGCGGUCAGUUGACGUAGCCGCCUAUGUUUGUAGGCUUAUGGACCAGAUGCCUGCGUCUCCCAGUUCCCCUAUGUAUAUGGAUUGAAAGCGGGAAAAAAAAUUAAAAAGAAAUUUCUUCAUUAAGAUCAACCAGUCAAUGGAGAAACUGGGUGGGGGGAAAAAAGACGUAACAAAUAUCGAUCUAAAUUUGCUUGGUCCCCAUGCUGCACAGUCAAAAAAAUGUAUAGCUUAAAAAUAAAUAAAUAAAUAAUAAAAAAAAAACCUUAAAAAAAAAAAAAAACACCAUUUGUAAAUAGAGGUGGUGUUUGUUUCCAGUAUGGUAAUUUUAUAAAUUCACCUAUGCUCACAAACAUCGGUGAAAUUAUAGGUCAUUUUUCAUCUAUUGUUUCAGUCCCUGUUUACUUGGUGGCUGAGGGUCAUUGUUUUUUUGCCCCUCAGACUAGCUGAAGUCAUUAAAUUAUCCUACAGAAAGCUCACUGACAAGCAGUGGUAGCAGUGUUUCUAUGGCAACAAAUAAGUCUUCUCUUUAGUCCUCUUGAAUAGAGGUAUUUAAAAAAAAAAAAAAAAGGAAUUGUUUGGAUAUAUAAGCUAUCCAGAACAGGAAAUAGACUGCUUGUCUUUGGUGAUGUGCUGGUCAAACACGAAUUAGUCUGUUUGCGCAUGUUGCACACUCACUCUUGCACACAAACACAGUUUUGUGUUCUGGCGAAUUUAAAGAAUCAAUCUUGCUUCGUUUUCCAAACUGGUAUAGAUUAUCAAAUAUAAUGUAAGAAAAUUUUAAACAUUUUUUUAAUGGUGAUACUUAAAGUGUGUUGGCACUUGAGUCAGUCAAUCAUUGAUGCAAACUGGUGAGUAGUAGUGAUUCCUAAAAUAGGACAUAUACAUGGUAUAUAGUUUCAAAUUCAAAAACUCGUAAUUACAGAACCAAACUCAUUAGUAGGUUCUCUUAAAAAGAUUUGUUUUUUUGGACUGGUCCCACCUUUUAUUGUUGUGCUUUAAUGAAAGCAUUGUGUUUGGUAUUCUACUAGAGCUGCGCUUCUUCAGGUUCAUAUUGUCAGAAUUGAUGUUGGACUGGCAGUCCAGUUAGUGCUCCCUCUUUCGUGAACUAUUCUAUAUGUAUGCUGAUGUAAAAAUAAAAAGAUGGGAAAAGUA
Molecule: messenger RNA, 2123 nt
Organism: Cynoglossus semilaevis (tongue sole)
Lineage: Eukaryota; Metazoa; Chordata; Actinopteri; Pleuronectiformes; Cynoglossidae
Product: dual specificity mitogen-activated protein kinase kinase 4-like
Exons: 11
Biological process (GO): protein phosphorylation; MAPK cascade
Molecular function (GO): JUN kinase kinase activity; ATP binding
Source: RefSeq, a predicted model, not a curated record